Messenger RNA from Cladophialophora yegresii CBS 114405, 2346 nucleotides. RefSeq lists its product as uncharacterized. The coding region runs from base 1 to 2346 and encodes 781 amino acids. Lineage: Eukaryota; Fungi; Ascomycota; Eurotiomycetes; Chaetothyriales; Herpotrichiellaceae. The record is from RefSeq and is a predicted model, not a curated record. The transcript has a single exon.
AUGGACACUUCCCCACCUGUACCCAGGCGCUUCGUCCCGGAACCUAUAGAGACCACGGUCAAAAGCUCCAGAUCCGCUCGAAACCAGUCAGACAACCCCUCCUCGAGUGCUUCUUCCGAGGGCACAUUCUCUUCCCCAUAUACGAGCGAUUCCAUGACUCCCAGUACGAAGCCUCGCCGGUUCCUGCCCCAGCCGAUAGAAGAAAGCACAAGGAGUUCUCAAACGAAGAAUAACGUGGACCAUGUAGUGGACGCUGCUACAACGACGCAGGACGGUCCAUUCUCGGACUCGGGCAGUCCACAUUACUCCCAUUCGGAUGAUCCUACCCUCCCUGGAGUACCGAACAGCAGGCCUCCAAGGCGCUUCGCUCCAGAACCGGUGGAGACUACUGCACGGUCUUCGAGGCGGAAAUUCGUCCCUGAACCAAUUGAGACGAGUACGGGAAACAGCAAGGACAAAGGGAAUUCAACAGACGAGGGGGCCGCCCCUAAGCCUCGCAGGAAAUUUGCACCCGAACCUGUGGAGACCACCGCAAGAAGCUCCAAGGACAAGAAAGCAAAGGACUCUGAAGAGACAGCAGGCUCACGACCGCGGCGAAAGUUCAUCCCAGAACCCAUAGAAACCACCACUACCACGAACAGACGACGCAAGGUCAGCCUUGAUGAGAUAUGCGAAGAAGAGCCUCCCAAGACCGACGAUUCUUCUCCCUCUAGUCGAGCGUCUAGUGGACCUCGAAAAUUUUCUCCGGAACUACUAGAGACUGCCAAAGGAUCCUACCGAAGAUUCCAUCCACAGACGCCCGAGACCAGCGUGUCGCCAGCCCCUAGUAGGCGGGCACCGUCGCCACCACCCAUCGAAGAAGACCCCACGUGUGAAGAGGUCCCUGAACCUGAAGAAGAAUCUCGCUUCUCAGCUGCAGCUUUGGCCCGGAAGAACCCUGAAUCGCUCCGACAACAUUCAUUCAUCGUUCCUGACCUACCCAUAAUCGAGUCGACCACCGAGGAUGAAGAUUCAGAAGCACCUUCUUUAGCCGACUCUUCGUCCUCAUUUGGGUCGUCUGUUGCGAAGAAACCGCCGCCCAGCACAAAAGACAGCUACACCGAAUAUGUCCUCCGUCUGGCCGCCGAGACGGUGACCGAAAAGGAGCUACAAGAGCAGGCUAUGGCGGCUUACAUCAACGAAAGACCUCACGAGCCCGUCGAUCACUUUGCCAUUGACCACGACGAAGAUGAGGACGGGCCGCUGCCGAGCCCCAUAUUCCAGGGGGAGAAAGGAGUUGAUGCUCGCGCUUUUCGACGGUCUUCGGCUGCGGAGCUGGCAUUGGAAAUGGACCAUAUGCGCAAACAUCAUGAGCGGUUAGAAGCAGCGAAGCGGAGCCUCAAAGCUGACACUGCCGGUCAAAGUCGAUUUAGUGCCGCAGCGCUUGCGACGCGACACGCUCUUGAGGCGAAGGGAGUAAAGAAGCCGAAGAAACCACGAGCCGAGGAUGAAGAUUCAGAGUUGGCCCGUAUGAGAGCCGCUGCAUCUCCGCCAAUGCUGGGUGUCGAUCUCGUGUUCCCAUUCACCAUUUCGCCAAAAAUGACCCGCUGUGACCCAGAUCAGGCUCCGAGACCGAGAACUGCAGACAGCGAUGACGACGAGUUGGAGCCAAGCAGUCCCGAACUGUGGAGAUCAAACAAGAAGCGCGAAAACAACGCUGGGGAAGGCUUGUGGAUGGGUAUGUGCCAGGCAGGACUGUGGCAACCUCAAAGUCCCAAGAAUGGCCAGCGAAGUGGCAUCCAGACCCCUUCGCCAUUGACUCCAGCCGGUGAAAGAAAUAAUCCGUUCGAGAGCACGACCCCUGGCCGCGGGACUAGGACCCCCGGACGUCGUAGGGUGCUGUUCGCAUCGGGCCAGCCGCACGUCCCGUUGACGCCACCGCGGAGUCAAGAUGGCGAUGACGUCUUCACCAGCACCAUCGACCGGAAACUACAGCUCGAAAAGCAAAUAGAGGAGGAAUUCCCUGAUCAUGUCAUCACACAGAUAUACAACUAUCUCUCUCUGGGCUACCCCAGCUUAGCUCACAUGUUCGACGACGAGUUGAGCAAAAUCUCCCGGAUCCCGAUCGAAGAGCUUCGCAAAGAUGAUAAGCACGUCGAUGCGAAGGGCUACGUCGGAGCUCCUGAAGGAGACGGCUGGGACGAAGCAGAGGUCAUCGGCCGCUGCAAGCGGUGGGAGGCUCUCAGGCUAUACGUCAAGGAAUGGGCAAGACAAAGUCCCAACUUUGCGGACGAGAGGAAACGGGCUGCGCUGGGUGCAAAUGAAGAUUGGGGUGCCAGGGUUAGAAGAGGGAGUUGGGCUCAUUAG